Nannospalax galili (Upper Galilee mountains blind mole rat) is the source of this 2224-nucleotide messenger RNA. RefSeq names its product chromosome unknown C17orf80 homolog (gene Mtnap1). Lineage: Eukaryota; Metazoa; Chordata; Mammalia; Rodentia; Spalacidae. The transcript is spliced from 4 exons. Bases 485 to 2107 code for a protein of 540 amino acids. The record is from RefSeq and is a predicted model, not a curated record.
GUGGAGUAACUAAGGGCGGCUGUUUUCCACGAUCUCGGUUCUAGCCCUGGAGAGGCGUGCGCACCCGGCGGAGGGACUAACGGGGUCCCGCCCCGCUGCCGGAAGAGCCUGUGGGGCAAAGGGAAGGUGUGGGUGGGAGUGCGGCCGUGGGAACGCCGUGCUGCCUGCGGGCAGGUGAGCGCCGCCGGGGACCGAGGGUCCCUGCUGGCGGGGGUGGCGGGCGUCUGUCAUCCUAGCCCCGGGAGGCCUGGAUUAGAAGUUCAAAGAGCUUGGCUACGUGGCGAGUUCAAAGCCAGCCGGGGCUACAUGAGCCCUUGUUAAGUUUAAAAAAAGAAAAAAGCGAAGACGUGUGACCCGGGCCCGGAAGACUUAGUGAAGUCGUAACUCCGGUUUCCAGAAAAAUCUCCGGUUACCUGCCAGGGACAUAACUCAGUGUUGGCUCAGUACUGUGCCACAUCGUACACAUCGUACAACUUAGGACAGGAUGAGUGAUGCUGGGUCCAGAAUGGAGGUGUGCCCAUAUUGUAAGAAACCGUUUAAGCGAUUAAAAUCCCACUUGCCAUACUGUAAGAUGAUAAGGCCAACCAUAUCUGCUGACCAACAAGUUCAUCUGUCCAAGCCAGCUACACUUUCACAUGCUAAAAAGGAAACGGGGCCUCCCAGAGUCGUGACUAAAGCUGACAGGAGAGCACUAGAGACAAAGACUGAGAAGAGUAAUACCAAAAGGAUAAGCGACAGACCAGAAGGGACAGCCACAUCCUUUCCACUACGAGUGGUUUGCUUGAAAAAAGCAGAUACCACAAAGGCAGGAACAGAAAUCAGGGAUCAAAAUCAGCUUUCCUUCCAAGUGUUAAAACACACUGAACCAAAGAUUACUUUGCAGAGAGUAAGAACGGCUCAGUCUUGUGUGUCAGAUGCCUCCUCUCCCAGAAGAGACCUUGCCAAAGGUGGGUGUGAGUCAAGAGAGAGUCCAUGUGAUCUUUCAGAAAUGGAAGCACCUUUACUGGUUGGCUCAAUGGAACAGCGUUUGUCUAAUCAAGAUAGGAAAUAUUCCUCAGUUUUGCUUAAUGAAAAACCAGCCACUUCCAUAAAUCUGAAAUUGGACACAAUUGAUCCCCAAAGACAGGGGCCUCUGGUAAAAUUGUUGGAUGUGCCUACUAAUAAUAAUCAGUCUCCAAAGGCCCUCAGCAGUGGGGUUCAAAGGGUAAGACUCCCGUCAGUGUUGAGCAAGGAGAGCAGCUCCACAGGAGUCUCUCCCAACCUUGGACACACUGCAACUCCGGACAAGACCUCAGACUCGCUUGUUUUAGGCCUUCACACUGGCCUGCUGGGGAAAGUGCAAGACAAGGGGCAUCAGGAAAAGGAGCUUGGAGGAAAGUUGUUUGGGAGCAAGAGAAGUGCUGAGAAGAGCGUGUCUCCAACAGGGAGACAGGACUUGGCAUCCGUGAUCCCUGCUGAGAAGAACUCCAGGACUGGCGGUGCAGCCAUGAAGGCAGGACCACAGGAGGAAGAGCCACUCUGGACUCUGUCCACUCCACCCGAGGCAGCUUGCGGUACGUUGCUCUCUGCGGCAGAGUCAGGUACUCAGAGUCUCGCCUCUCUGACUUUGAAACCUCUUCAAGAAGAGAGAGCCCAAUUCUGCGGUCAUCAUCAAGUCCCUGCUGUGACACUCUUAGUGGAGAGUAAGGAAAAAGCUCUUCCGGAACCAAAAUCUGCCUGCCAACAUCAAGCCCUGAAGACCGGGUACCACACAGAGUCAUAUUCAGCACAGCAUCCCGUCUCCACAGGCUCCCUCGUCAGUCACGUUGCUGCUGACUCAAAGGCCCUUCCCACCCCAGUGGGACUGGAGUGGUUUCCAGAGCUCUACCCUGGUUAUGUUGGACUUGGGGUACUGCCAAGAAGGUCUCUGCAUUGGAACUCAGUGACCCAGAUGCCUCUGCUUGCCACUUCCCAGGGUGGGAGCGUAUCACAAGGCUGGAUGCGGUGCAACACUACCAUCAAGAAGAGCGGAGUCAGGAGCCUCUCGAUGCUCUUCGCGGGAUACUUCAUCCUGUGUUGGAACUGGAGUUUCAGGCAUCUGAAGCUGCAGCGCUGGCGAAAGUCAUGAGCCCUGACACCACUUGGGAAGCACUGGAGCAGCAGAGGACUGUGACGCAGAGGACUCCAGGUUUAAAUAUGUACUGGGGACAGAAGGACACAAAGAAUAAAACUGUAGUCACAAACA